UAGAAUCGUAAUAGAUCUGAUUUGGAUUGGAAUACCACGUGGUCUAAACAACAAUACGGUUCACCUCAAACGGCAAGAGUGGAAAAACAUGGCGAUCAGUACGCUUUUAAUUAGACCUGAGGUCCUGCAUAAUUGACCCUAAAUCAAUUAGUGACAGUAGAAUGAGAACAUACUAUGUUCAACACGUGUGCUUGUGGUUGUGGCUUGUUGCUUGUGGUUGCUGCACCUCCAUGAAGAAACAUCAAUUAACAACUGGCUUUUAUUGUGUUUCAUCAUUUUAAAUCUCAGGAGCGCUUAUCUAGUAGGCUACAGCAGCAUCCUUUUCACAGCCGCACAACCUCCCCAAACAGGUUGCGGUCUCCAGCUUGUGGCCCCCACUUUGCCCCCCCCCUCCCCCUCCCCGAAGUCUGCAGUCCUCAACCUGCGGCCCUCAGCUUGCGGCCCCCCCUCCAUGCGUCAGCAGGUGAUGGCUAAGCCCAGAAGGCAGGCGUUGCGGGGUCCCGGCUACCUCUUCCGCGCCCACUCCUGCAGCCUGUCCGUCACAGAGGAGAUCUUCCUGGACGCGGCCGAGUACGGGAACAUCCCCGAGGUGAGGCGCAUGCUGGAGGAGCUGCCCCACCUGGACGUCAACUGCGUGAACUACAUGGGCCAGAAUGCAUUGCAGCUGGCGGUGGCCAACGAGCACCUGGAGGUGGCCAAGCUGCUGCUGAGGCGGGACAACCUGGAGCGCAUCGGCGACGCCCUGCUGCUCGCCGUCAGCAAGGGCUACGUCCGCAUCGUGGAGGCCAUCCUGUGCCACCGGGCCUUCGCCGACGGGCGCCGGCUGAGCUACAGCCCCGGCCACGCCCAGACGCACGGCGAGUUCUUCGCCUACGACGAGGACGGCACGCGCUUCUCCCACGACGUCACGCCCAUCAUCCUGGCGGCGCACUGCCACCAGUACGAGAUCGUGCACGUGCUGCUGGCGCGGGGCGCGCGCAUCGAGCGCCCCCACGACUACUUCUGCCAGUGCUCGGCGUGCGGCCAGCGCCAGGGCCUGGACGCCUUCAGCCACUCCCAGUCGCGCAUCAACGCCUACAAGGGCCUGGCCAGCCCCGCCUACCUGUCGCUGUCCAAUCAGGACCCGGUGAUGGCCGCGCUGGAGCUGAGCAACGAGCUGGCCGUGCUCGCCAACAUUGAGAAGGAGUUCAAGAACGACUACAAGAAGCUGUCCAUGCAGUGCAAGGACUUCGUGGUGGGCCUUCUGGACCUGUGCCGCAACACGCAGGAAGUGGACGCCAUCUUGAACGGCGACGCCGAGGCCUGUGACGAGCCGCAGGUGCGCUCGGCCAGACAGGGCCUCGUCCGACUCAAGCUGGCCAUUAAAUAUGAAGUGAAGAAGUUUGUGGCCCAUCCGAACUGCCAGCAGCAACUGCUGUCCAUCUGGUACGAGAACCUGUCGGGUCUGCGGCAGCAGAACACGGCGGUGAAGCUGCUGCUGGUGCUGGCCGUGGCGCUGGGCCUGCCGCUGCUCGCCAUAUUGUACUGGCUCGCCCCCUCUAGCCAGCUGGGCAGGGUGAUGCGGGGGCCCUUCCUGAAGUUCGUGGCCCACGCCGCGUCCCUCAUGGUGUUCCUGUUCCUGCUGGUGAUGAACGCCGCCGACCGCUUCCAGGGCACAGCGCUGCUGCCCAACAUGACCACCCAGGACCACCCCUCCCAGCUGUUCCGCAUGAAGACCACCCCCUUCACCUGGAUGGAGAUCCUCAUCAUAUCCUGGGUCAUAGGUAAGAUCUGCGCCGAGUGUAAACACAUCUGGUCGCAGGACAUCAGGGAGUACGUGUCCGAGCCCUGGAACCUGCUGGACUUCGGCAUCUUGGCCAUCUUCGUGACGUCCUUCACGGCGCGGUGGAUGGCCUUCUGGCACGCGCACGCCGCCCAGCUCUACGUGGACGUGCGCUACACCGACCUGGCCAACGUCACGCUGCCCGCGGAGGUCCAGUACUUCCACCUGGCGCGGAUCCACUGGAUGCCGUCGGACCCCCAGCUGCUGUCCGAGGGGCUGUACGCGGUGGCGGUGGUCCUGAGCUUCUCCCGCAUCGCCUACAUCCUGCCGGCCAACGAGAGCUUCGGGCCGCUGCAGAUCUCGCUGGGCCGCACCGUCAAGGACAUCUUCAAGUUCAUGGUGAUCUUCAUCACCGUGUUCGUGGCCUUCAUGAUCGGCAUGUUCAUCCUGUACUCCUACUACCUGGGCGCCAAGCAGAACGACGCCUUCACCACCGUGGAGGAGAGCUUCAAGACCUUGUUCUGGGCCAUCUUCGGCCUCUCCGAGGUGCGAUCCGUCGUUCUGGACACCAACCACAAGUUCAUCGAGAACACGGGCUACAUCCUCUACGGCGUCUACAACAUCAUCAUGGUGAUCGUCCUCCUCAACAUGCUCAUCGCCAUGUUCAACAGCUCCUUCCAGGAGAUCGAGGACGAUUCCGACGUGGAGUGGAAGUUUGCCCGCUCCAAACUCUGGUUCUCUUACUUUGAGCAUGGCGGAACGCUGCCCGUGCCCUUCAACCUCGUGCCGAGCCCCAAGUGCAUCCUGGGAACGACACUGGGAAUCCUCAAACUUCUCUGUAGACUUCCUCACCUGGAGGUCAAGGACCAGCCGGAGCUCAACCCGGAGCUCAACAAGCUGAAUCCGCCAGAUGAAGAAAAUGUUGCUACAUCCACGGCCCCGAGCGCACACCAGAAAAUUAUGAACCGCCUGGUGAAGAGGUACAUCAUCAACGCCCAGUCAGACCGCGACCAUGAUGAGGUCAACGAAGGCGAGCUGAAGGAGAUCAAGCAGGACAUCUCCAGCCUGCGCUUUGAGCUGCUGGAGUGCAAGAGCUAUAACAUGGACGCCAUGGCUGGCCUCAUCCGACGGCUGGAGGAGGUGACACGCGCCACCUCCAACAGAAAAGCGCGCGACACUAAUUGAUGCAAUGUUAUUAUUAUUCUUAUAUAUAGUAAUUUAGCAGACGCCUGCCUCCAGAGCGACUAACGAUGGAAAAAACAGCGAGAAAGGUCACUGCGGACAAGUUAGCUUGUGGUCUUCACACCCAGAACAUGUUAUCACUAGACUAUCCUUAAGAUAUUAGUUAUUUUACAUAUGGAUAUGUGUCUAUAUUAGAGGUGUAUUCCACACAGUUUAGAAAUGCAGAAAUGUCUUGUUUUUUUAAGCCUAUACAUAAAAUACGUGUUCAUUAGAACAUUUUUCCCGAAUGAAAUAACACUAUUUUACACAACCUGAAUAUUUAAUUCAGAAUGUUAUUUUGUGUUUACUCCGGUAGUCGUUCCCCUUUUGAGCCUCUAGAUGGUGCUACAGAGACUCCUGCUGCCAGUUGCAUUGUUUUUAUUUUCCUUCCACACCAACAGCUCUGUGAGUUGUUAAUAAUUUCUCCCCGCAUCAAUGUUUGAUUUCCCCUGAGUUAUUGAAUAUAAAUCAUUAAUAAAGUUAUAAUGUUGAAGCGA
This is a messenger RNA of Gadus macrocephalus (Pacific cod), 3480 nucleotides long. RefSeq names its product transient receptor potential cation channel, subfamily C, member 6b (gene trpc6b). Gene Ontology annotation, biological process: calcium ion transmembrane transport; manganese ion transport; regulation of cytosolic calcium ion concentration. The transcript has 12 exons. The record is from RefSeq and is a predicted model, not a curated record. NCBI's taxonomy places the organism in Eukaryota, Metazoa, Chordata, Actinopteri, Gadiformes, Gadidae. Gene Ontology annotation, cellular component: membrane; cation channel complex. Bases 452 to 2947 code for a protein of 831 amino acids. Gene Ontology annotation, molecular function: protein binding; inositol 1,4,5 trisphosphate binding; store-operated calcium channel activity.